Molecule: messenger RNA, 483 nt
Organism: Botrytis porri
Lineage: Eukaryota; Fungi; Ascomycota; Leotiomycetes; Helotiales; Sclerotiniaceae
Exons: 1
Coding region: 1-483 (160 amino acids)
Source: RefSeq, a predicted model, not a curated record
AUGGCACAGCAGGCCCUAGCCCAUGUUCGCAAAGAACCACUCUUGCCAAGCACUAUGCCUCUUUUUCCUCCCCCACCUCCAGCGGAUCAGAUUUCUAGCGUUAAUGGUCCAGUCUACUCAGGCAUACCACAUGGAGGCCCUCUUGCAGUUCUACAGCAGGUGUAUGGUUGGCCUUCUAUCUUGGGAAAGCGAAGAAGGGACGAAGAAGAAGACCCAAUUUACAUGGCUGGAACAAAUAUCCAUGCCAUCACGAAUUCUGUGAGUUUCAGCUCUACAUCUCUAUCUGUUAUCGACAUUUUGCUAGUUGGUUAUUUGGAAAAAAAAAGUGAUAAAUACGAGUUGACCAAUGGCGAAAAAAGCACGAUCAAGGCUAAUCUACAGCCAACUCUCGACCCGCAAUCUCUUCUCAUUUUCAAUCUUAUAAUACCCCCAGGCCGCAGUACAGCCACGCGCUUGACAUUCUACUUGCAAUAUAGAUAUUGA